AUGUCCUCAAAGACAGAAGCCCUCUCGGACAAGGAAACCACUACGGUGACGACAUACGUCGAUGCCGUUCCCAGCACUCCUGAAGCCAAGUCUGCCGUGGAAGACCGAAGCUCGCCGUCCGACUCCCAAGCUUCUCUGGAUGUCACAGCAUAUCCCGACGGCGGGCUGAAGGCCUGGCUUACUGUUUUUGGAGCGGUGUUGGCUCUUUUCUGCUGCGGCCAGCUCACCGCGUUCGGCGCGUUCCAGACGUGGUACGCCCAGAACCAGCUCCGCGAUCUCCCAGCGUCGACGAUAUCGUGGAUCGGCUCGCUGCAGCUGUGGAUAUUGUAUUUUUCGGGUGGCUUCUUGGGACGCAUAUUCGAUGCCUUCGGUCCUCGCGUCAUCCUGAUCCCUGGAUCGAUCCUGCUCGUCUUGGCCACCAUGCUGACGAGCGUCUGCACGGAAUACUACCAAUUCCUGCUCGUGCAAGGGUUUAUGACCGGACUAUCUUAUGGCAUGCUAUUCUAUCCGACGUUUGCAUCUAUUUCCACACACUUUCAAAAGUAUAGGGCGACCGCGGUCGGCAUAGCCAUCGCAGGGUCCGGUGUAGGGGGUGUCGUUUUCCCAGUAAUGUACCGACAACUCUUCGCACAGAUCGGCUUCGGCUGGGCGGUGCGCGUCUCGGGCUUCAUGUGCCUGGUGCUCUGCACAAUAUCGUGCGCGACGAUUACGAGCCGCAUUCCGCCAGGGCGAAAGAACGCGAAGCUCGUCCCGAGCAGCGAGGUCAUCCGCGAUACGCCCUUCGUGCUGCUCGUCGCGGGCUGCUUCUUUGUCAACUUUGCCCUCUUCAUCCCGUUCGUCUACCUAUCCAACUAUUCCAUAUACCGGGGCGUGUCCUCCGGUACCUCGUUCUACAUCAUCUCGGCCAUGAACGCAGGAAGCAUCUUCGGACGCAUUCUACCGCCUUUCCUCGCCGACACCGUCGGACGCUUCAACAUUGUCGUCCCGAGCACGUUUCUCAUGGGCACCUUCGCGCUUGUGUUCUGGAUGUUCACCAGGUCCCUCGUCGCGAUCGUGCUCUUCGCGAUCGUGUAUGGGUGCUUCUCCGGGGCUUUCCUGGCGAUGCAGAUCCCGUGUAUUGCGCAGAUAUCGAACAUCGAGGAGGUGGGGACGCGCAUCGGCAUCCUAUACAGCGUUGCAUCGUUCGGGGUUCUGGCCGGCAGCCCCGCAGCCGGCGCGCUUUUGAAGGCCGGAGGGGGCAGCUACACGGGCAUGAUCGUACUCUGCGGGAUCGUCAACCUGCUUGGAUCGUCGCUCCUGCUGCGAUCGAAGUAUGCCGUCAACCGCAAUCUCCUUGCGCGUGUAUGA
Messenger RNA from Trametes versicolor FP-101664 SS1, 1347 nucleotides. Its product is annotated as MFS general substrate transporter. Bases 1 to 1347 code for a protein of 448 amino acids. The record is from RefSeq and is a predicted model, not a curated record. The transcript is spliced from 6 exons. Gene Ontology annotation, cellular component: fungal-type vacuole membrane. Gene Ontology annotation, molecular function: transmembrane transporter activity. Gene Ontology annotation, biological process: transmembrane transport. Lineage: Eukaryota; Fungi; Basidiomycota; Agaricomycetes; Polyporales; Polyporaceae.